This is a messenger RNA of Ascoidea rubescens DSM 1968, 2130 nucleotides long. RefSeq lists its product as uncharacterized. The record is from RefSeq and is a predicted model, not a curated record. The transcript has a single exon. Lineage: Eukaryota; Fungi; Ascomycota; Saccharomycetes; Ascoideales; Ascoideaceae. Bases 1 to 2130 code for a protein of 709 amino acids.
AUGCCGAUUGCUCGGGUCUGUGCCCCAAAAAUUCUGGCCAAGUCGCCAAAAGGAGGUUUUGUUGCAGUUUCAGCAGGGAUUACCGGUCACAGAUUCGGUUUCUUGUGGAAGGGGUUUGUGAGGGAGAAGAAGGAGAAGCAGAAACAGAAACAGAAACAGAAACAGAAACAGCACCAGAAGCAGAAGCAGCUCUGGAAGAAACAGGCCAUGGCUGCCUACCUUGCUUCUUUGGUCUCAGAUCCUUUUGUAUCUGAAACUGCCCCUUUGCCUCAGCCCAUCGUCAUCCCCUUCUAUGGCAAAGCUGGGGACAAAGACCAUCAAAACAACAACGAUGGCAAGCUGGAUAAAGAUAAGAUUGAUGCUGAAAAGGUUGUGGUGAAAGAUAAUCAGCUCUUAAAUGAAUUGAGCUUAUCCUACUCGUUUUACCCAAUUUUGAAGUUCCCAAUUGAGUUUUUGGUGAGAAAUCUCAAGUAUCCAACUUUUCAUCACCAAAUUAAUAACGAUGAGAAGAAUGCUGAUGAUGGUAAAAUGAAUGAAGCAAUUGGAAAAAAUCAAACUGAUAAAAACAGUCAAACUGAGGAAAACGAUGGGAUUGAUGAGACAAAAUUGAAAUUUACAAAAGACAUUUAUAAAUACCAAUCAUAUUAUUUUAUUUUCAAAUCACUUUCCAAAAAAUUCAACUAUUUAAUUCAUCUAAUUAAUUCCAAUAAUAUCAUUGACAACAAUAAUAGCGAUCAUGAACCAAUUAUAAUAAUUCUAGAUUGUUCUUUAGACUGGACAAGCAAUACUUUAAUUCAAGAAAAAACUAAUGAUGCUGGCAAUCUAUUAGUAGUAAAUGAGUUUGAUAACUUAUUUGAAUUAAUUUUAGUAUUAAAGAAUUUAUUACAUGAUAAUGAAAACUAUAAUGACGAUGGCAAUAAGAAUAGUAUUAAUGAAAAUAAUAGCAAAAUAAAAUUAAUUAUACUUGAUAACAUUUCAGUAUUUUAUUGGAAAGAAUUACUUCGAAUUCAUAAAAUUAACAAUUUACUAAUCAAAUAUGAUAAGUAUUUGAAUGACAUUGACAUUGAUAGUGAUAAUGAUAAUUAUAAUGAUGAUGAUGAUGAUGAUGAUGAUGAUGAUAGUGAUAGUGAUAGUGAUAGAGAAAAUAAGAAUAAGAAUAAGAAUAAGAAUAAAAAUGUAAAUGUAAAUGAAAAUGAAAAUAAUUCUAUAGUUCAAAAUGAUAGCACUGAUAUCUCUAUAAAGAAUGACUUAAAUUUAAAAGAACUUGUUGAAGACAAUUAUCUAUCUGAAGAAGAAUAUUUAAUUGAAACUUUCAUUAAAAUCAGAGACGCCUCUGGAAAAAAGAAAAGCUCAAAAGAUGAUCAAAAAACAGUCAAAACGAAUGAAGAUGAGUCAGAAAAUGAAAAUAAUACAUCUUUUUUUUGUUAUAACAGUUUUAAAGAUGAUUUUAUAAUUGAUGAUGAAAUUAACAAUUUUUUACAGGAUUUAAAUUCAAAAUAUGCUAGUGACGAGGAAGAAGAAGAUGCGAGUACUACUGCCAGCGAUAUACUGUCAACAAAUAGCUCAAUUAAUAGAGAUAACAACAAUAUCCCUGACUAUACUUUAACUGAAAACGCAGUCACUAAUACCAAAAAGGCUCAAAUUGAUAAAAAAGCUUGCCAAUCAAGAAUAAGAAAAGAGACUAAAGAAAUCAUUGAUGAAUAUAACCGAUACAAUCAACAAUACAAUGGAGAUUAUGAUUCUGAUAAUUCUGACGAUGAUGAAAUUCAAGAUGAUCAAGAAAGCAAUGACUCUCAAAACAGCCAAAAAAUUCAAUAUAGUCAAAAUGAAUAUUUUUUAAACGCAACUGAUGGCGCUAAAAGUGAUUUUAAUGCCAUGAUUAACGAUAACAAUAUUCAGCAAUUACAGUUUUUUGAAGACGACCCUUCCGAGCUUUUUGCCUCAAAUCCUUCACUAGACGCUCGGUUUUUCUCCCGAUUUAUUGUAUUAUCAACUCUUUUAAAAGACAUACAGUUGAAGUAUGGGUGUGCUGUUGUAACAACAGCAUUGAAAUACUCGUCGCCAUCCAGUUUUCUAAUCCAGGAUUUUAUCAGUCUGCAUGAGUUUACCAAAGUGUUUGAUGUCGCAUAA